Spea bombifrons (plains spadefoot toad) is the source of this 1786-nucleotide messenger RNA. RefSeq names its product solute carrier family 16 member 1 (gene SLC16A1). The record is from RefSeq and is a predicted model, not a curated record. Gene Ontology annotation, biological process: monocarboxylic acid transport; transmembrane transport. Gene Ontology annotation, molecular function: monocarboxylic acid transmembrane transporter activity. The transcript has 5 exons. NCBI's taxonomy places the organism in Eukaryota, Metazoa, Chordata, Amphibia, Anura, Pelobatidae. Gene Ontology annotation, cellular component: membrane. Bases 143 to 1615 code for a protein of 490 amino acids.
GUUGUAACCAGAGGUGGGUUGGAGUGGAGUCAUUGUGGUUUUUCAGCCCGGGGGCUGAGCGGAACUGGUGGUAUCGCGGCCGGUUGCUAAGGGUUCGUCUGUGAAGCUUUCUUUGAAAAGGAGUCUUCAAGAACUCAAGAAAAUGCCACCUGCAAUUGGAGGUCCAGUGGGUUACACCCCACCCGAAGGCGGCUGGGGUUGGGUGGUAGUUGUAGGAGCAUUUGUGUCCAUUGGCUUCUCCUAUGCAUUCCCCAAAUCAAUCACAGUAUUCUUCAAAGAUAUUGAAGUGAUCUUUGGAGCGACAAGUAGUGAAGUGUCCUGGAUAUCUUCCAUUAUGCUGGCUGUGAUGUAUGCAGGAGGUCCUAUAAGCAGUGUCUUGGUCAACAAGUAUGGAAGUCGACCUAUCAUGAUAGGUGGUGGCUGUCUUGCUGGAACUGGAUUAAUUGCAGCCUCCUUCUGUAACACUGUGACAGAGUUGUACUUCUGCAUCGGUGUCAUUGGAGGGUUUGGACUUGCCUUCAACUUAAACCCAGCCUUGACAAUGAUUGGCAAAUAUUUCUUUAAAAAAAGACCGAUUGCAAAUGGACUGGCUAUGGCAGGUAGCCCUGUAUUUCUGUCCACAUUGGCUCCCCUGAAUCAGUACUUCUAUAGCAUAUUUGGCUGGAGAGGAAGCUUUUUGAUCCUUGGGGGACUCUUGCUAAAUUGCUGUGUUGCUGGGUCCUUGAUGCGCCCUAUAGGGCCAAAACCUGAUCCAAAAAAGAAAGUGACCAAAGAGGUUUUGGAAGAAGCUGGAAAAUGUACCUCUAAAGAAGAUGGGGAUGCAAACAAAGACCUUAUUCAAGGCAAGGCAAAAACAAAGCCAACAUUCUUCCAGACGAUCAACAGAUUCUUAGAUUUAACUCUUUUCCUUCAUCGAGGCUUCUUAAUAUACUUAUCUGGGCACAUGAUUAUGUUCUUUGGACUUUUUGCCCCUUUAGUCUUCCUUAGUAAUUAUGCAAAGAGCAAGGGCAUUUCCAAUGAGUCGGCAGCCUUCUUGCUUUCCAUCCUUGCCUUUGUUGAUAUGGUUGCAAGGCCGUCCAUGGGCAUGGUUGCAAACACCAAAUGGGUAAGGCCAAAAAUUCAGUAUUUCUUCGCAGUAUCGGUGCUGUACAAUGGAGUUUGCCAUCUAUUGGCUCCUCUGUCAACCUCAUAUGUUGGCUUUUGCAUUUAUGCUGGGUUCUUUGGCUUUGCCUUUGGCUGGCUCAGCUCUGUUCUCUUUGAAACCUUGAUGGAUCUGGUCGGAGCCCAGAGAUUCUCCAGUGCUGUUGGAUUGGUGACCAUUGUCGAAUGCUGCCCUGUGCUGCUGGGUCCACCGCUGCUAGGUAAAUUAAAUGACAUGUAUGGCGACUACAAGUAUACGUAUCAAGCUUGUGGGAUUGUACUGAUCGUCGCUUCAGUCUACCUCUUCAUCGGGAUGACAAUUCACUACAGACUUGUGGCGAAAGAGCAGAAAGCAGAAGACAAGAAAAAAAGCCAGGAAGCUAAUGCCGAUUCUGAGCACAAAUCAAAUAACGAACUUUCUGUCCUUCCUCAAAAUUCUGAUGAGGUCUUGAAAGAAGAUGAGAGUCACAUAUGAGACUUUCUUCUUGGGUUUUUAACUUGGACUGUGUGGGUUACUUCAGCAAAUGACACUAUCAUGUUAGUCCCUCGUUUAGCAUGUUUUUAUUUGGUCCCCCCCCCAUUGUUGACACUUUAGAUAGCCGUUAAACAUUUCAUUAGAUAGAAACUGUACUUUGCAUUUUUUUUU